GGGUUCCUAAUUUAAAAGGCCCUCUUUCUCUUUCUCUCUCUCUCUUUCUCUCUCUCCAAGCACAUUGUUUUCCAAACAUCUUCCUCCACCACCUACCCACGCACCCUACCCACCCCGCAGGGUGAUUCCUCUACAAAAUCAAUUAUAGCUCAUACGUACGCAUAAUUUCUAUACACACACAAAUAUAUAUCUAUAUAUAUUUGUCCUGUGUAUGGUUUGAAAACCCUAGAUCCACUCUCCUAAAUUCUUCUUAUAGGAUCUGUUUGUUAAUUAGGGUUUUGUUGGUACCAAACAUGGUGGGCCCUACGCCGCCGAAGCAAAUUCAGCCGCCAUCUUCUUCUACGGCAGCGGCGGCAUCAGCUGAAGAAGAAGCUAUGAAGAGAAACACUGAUUGUGUUUACUUUCUUGCUUCUCCUCUUACAUGUAAAAAGGGAAACGAGUGUGAGUACCGCCAUAGUGACACCGCUCGGCUUAAUCCUCGAGAUUGCCAUUACUGGUUGAACGGAAACUGUUUAAAUCCAAAAUGCGCAUUCCGACACCCUCCUCUUGAUGGACUUUUGGGAUCUCAAGUUUCAACUCCUACAGGUUCUUCCGUACCCCCUGUGGCAUUUGUUGCACCUACAUUGAAUGUUUCAUAUGGUUCUAGUAAGCAAGGUAUACCGUGCCUGUUCUUCCUGCAAAGCUCCUGUUUAAAAGGUGAUAGGUGUCCGUACUUCCAUGCACCGAUGUCUGUAUCUAACAAAGCUCCUCCACAUCCUGCAUCUGCUGAGAAAACCAAUUUUAAGGCAUUUGGUGGGCUUGAAAAGUGUGUGCAAGAAAGGGCUUCUUUUCAAGCAAAUACUUGGAAGUCUGGUGAAGUACCUGUACAAACACAACCAGUUGGGAAGCUGAAAACUCCUUUAUCCAAGAAUAAUGCCGCCUUUGAUGAGAAUGUGCUGCCACCGAAUCUCGUCAUUGAUGUUGCGCAUCGCAGGCACAAACCAAAAAGUGUGCCUCCUACAAAUGGGAAUCCUGUCGGUAGGUCCAACAAAGUGCAUCAGUCUGCCAGGUUUGAUGAUCGCAGCAGCAUUCGGAACAAAGAUGAUGAGAUUUCAAGGGAGCUUUCGCCUGGUUUUGAUGUUCUUGUGGAUGAUGAGCUCAGAGGUACUGAUUUUUAUCACGGUGAAGGUCAAUAUGGCAGAAAGGGGGGAAGGAAUGAAUACGAUAUUGGCUGCUCUGCUGAUUUUACUUCAGCAGCAGAUGGUGACCAAGUUAUGUACCAUGGCUACGGGCAGGACUCUCUCGACAGGCUUCCCAGUCUCUCAGGUAGGGUGCAGCAUAGAGCUUCUUCUGAGAGAGUACAAGGGGAAUCUACUCAUCUUGAAAGGAGACUCUACGGUAGAGCUCACAGCCCUGAAGAAGUUCGUGAGUCAGAUUUGAGGCAUCGUUUAUCAAAGCAUAAGAGGGUUAAUGGUUUGAGGUCAGUCAUUAGUCAUGACUAUGCAAGUGAAAAGCAUGCUGAGGAUCGAGGCUACCAGAAUUCUAGGAGGGAUCGACCCUAUCUACCUUCACAUGAUAGUUUCCUUGCUAGUCGCCUUCGAGGAAGAAUAAAGCUUCCAAGUAGAUCACCCUCUCCAUCUAAUGGGACAGACAUGCGGCUGGAUCGGGCUAGGGACCAUGGCAGGUUAUCUUCAGAAAGACCACAGCUUUUCUCUCAACAGGGAAGGCUUCGUGAUAGAAUAAAGGGAAGAGUGCAAGAGGAUCUCAAUGAUACUGGAAGAAAUAACAGUGGUCCACGUAUAAGAAGAGAUGUAAGCGAGGAUGGUUCUAAUUUUUCUGGUCCGAGAAGUCUUGCUGAACUUAAAGGUCGGAAAACUGCUGAGACCAAUGAACAAAAUAUCGACGAGCAACAGGCCCUAGGGAAGCGCAAGUUCCAAAACCGUGAUGGCCAUCAGCAAACAGGAGGGGAUAAUCUAUCAUUUGACGGACCAAUGCCUCUGGAAGAGAUCUUGAAGAGAAAAAGAGGCAGUAAAACAAGAGUGACAUCUGAUAAGAGUGAAGACUAUCAACAAAAAAGAAAGGACCACUCUGUGCCUGUGGCGACUUCCUCUACCCCCAUGAACAAUACUGACCUUGGGCAAAAGGAAGAAUCUGAUCCUCCAUCAGGGGUAUCACCUGAUCAUCAAUCUCCUGCACACCAUGGCGCAAAUGAGCUUGAAGCUGAAGAAGGGAUGAUUGGGGAAGAAGCAUAUGAUCAAGACCCUGACGCUGCCCAUGAUCAGAGAGAUGGCAACUAUGAUUAUGAACAAGUUGAUGGUGAAGAUUACAAUUAUGAUGAAGGUGAGAAUGCCGACGCUGGUGAGGAGGAAUACCUGGAUGAAGAUGAAGAUGAAGAUGAUGAUGCAGAUGACUUUGCUAAGAAGAUGGGCGUUGUUUUGUCAUAAAUGACGGGAUACAUCAAUUGCUCUAAGAUACUUUAGAUUGGCUCGGAAUGAGCAAAUUCAACUGCUCUGCUGAUUUUAUAUUUUAGAAGUAGAGAGAAGUCUUUUUUCUUUGUUGUAUUUAUUCUUGGGAGACUCGAUAGAAAAAUUUCCACCCGGUUAGUUGCACUUGGCAGAUCUAUAGUUUUGCCAAAAAUGGUGUUGGAUGUAACAUUAGAGGGUUAAUAAGAAACUUGUUUGCUUGCAUUGUUGCAAA
Molecule: messenger RNA, 2676 nt
Organism: Capsicum annuum
Lineage: Eukaryota; Viridiplantae; Streptophyta; Magnoliopsida; Solanales; Solanaceae
Product: zinc finger CCCH domain-containing protein 17
Exons: 3
Coding region: 294-2423 (709 amino acids)
Molecular function (GO): metal ion binding
Source: RefSeq, a predicted model, not a curated record